UGCAAAGCUGAUGUUUUGUCUCCACAAAAACCACAAGCUGGACGGUGGUCUACCAUGCUGUGUAAUUGAUAAUGCUAAUGGUUAGGUUCUACUAGUCAAGAUUGUGCUCUGCUCUCUUAUUUUUUUUAUUUUAUUUUUUUAUUUAUUUUUGCCAAAUCAACACAUCCAUCUGUGUUCACGAGCAAAAAUGGGUGAGUCUGUAAAUGCAGUUUUGCAGUGUGACGUCGAUCUGUGUGGCUCUUUCUGACCCAAGCAGUUUGCUGUCCGUUUUGUUUUGUUUUUGGAAAGCUAUUGAAGGUAAUGGGGUAGAAGACUAUUUUCACAUUCAGCAUGCACAUAAAACUCUGCGUUACCGAUCCAUCCAUCAAAUUUCUGUACCCGCUUGCACGCAGGGUCGUGGUGGCUGGUACGUAUCUCCAGCUUUCUUUGGGCAUACAGACAGGGUUCACCCUGAACAAUUUGCCAAUCCAUCGCAGGACAAUACAGAGACACACAGGACAAACAAUCAAGCACACACACACACGUACACCUAAGGACAAUCAUAUUUUACGACUGUGGGAGGAAGCCGGAGAACCUGGAGAGAACCCACACAUGCACAGGGAGAACAUGCAAACUCUUUGCAGAGAGACCCCAGGCUGGGAUGCGAUCUCGGGACCUCCUUGCUGCAAGGCAAAAGUGCUAACCUCUGUGCAGCCGCGGUACCGAUUGUAUUUCAAAAAAAUUAUUUCACAUUUUUCAGUGGACCUCAUCUGACUUGCAUUGCACCUUUUUUGUUCAGUUGAUGCUCUUAUUUGAAGAUACAUGUCAACAAUCAUAAAGGCACAUCCUUGUAGUUCAAUAGGGUGAGGACUUUACCCUCACCCUCACUUUACUGGAGCAUCAACACCAAGUUAUUUUUUUUUUCUCUUGCAGUAUCAUGUUAUCUUCAAUCCCCUCGGACAACACUGAAAUUGAGCAAUCUAUGUUCACACUGUGUCACUUUUGGAGAUAAAUCUGCAGAUUCACUCUUAAACAUUUCACAAAGUUUGAGAAAUAUAUGAGUCAUUUUAAUUACAAAGACUGAUUCAGAAGGGAGGGUGCAGCAUGUCAGAGCAUGUGGAGGGGUAAACAAUACAUCACCCUGAAUCCUUGUUAGACCAGAUCUUAUUUGAGAAUGUUACUCUCUGAAAACUGAACAAAACGAAAGUCACUGAAAGGUUCUCCCUGGAGGCUGAGGACUCCUAAAGGUCAGAUCCAAGAAUUACCUCCAGGUUUGACACUUGAGCUGUAAGUAUGUCACUAAGUCUUUGUUGUAGUAAAUGUGUUUGUGCCAACAUGCCUGAGCAGGAACCCUCUGAGCUGCUGUGGGACCAUGAAACACUUGUGUGCCUGAAUGACUUGAACAGAUGCACACAGGAUUCCUGCAGAAACAUGAAACAAAGGGGAGGAAGGAACUUAGGGAGGGCUUCACAUGAUCAAACAAUCUGAAGGUUAACUUGUGAGGCUGUGCUACUCUUUUUUUGCCACAACUUAAACACAUAAUCAGGUGACAGGAGGCGUGGUGUUUCAAACUUUCCUUGCUUCCGGGAAGGCAGGAGACACCCGUUUAACAGUGGAUUGUUCAAGCUGAAUCAGCAUGGCUGUCGCUGGAGGGAUCAAAUGUGUGAAAUAUCUCAUGUUUUUUUUCAACUUCUUCUUCUGGCUUGCAGGCACUGCUGUGUUUAUCAUAGGCCUGUGGCUGAGAUUUGACCCAAAAACCAACAGCCUGUUUAGUGGAUCUGACCCUCCGUAUGCGUUCCAUGCAGGUGUCUACAUCCUUAUUGGAGCUGGAGCACUCAUGAUGGUGGUGGGCUUUCUAGGAUGUUGUGGAGCAAUCAAGGAAUUACCCUUGAUGCUAGGACUGUUCUUCUUCUUUCUGCUGAUCAUAUUCGCCAUUGAGGUAGCAGCUGGAAUCUGGGGAUUUUCAAAUCAAAGCAAGGUGGUGGAUGACAUCAACAGCUUCUACAUGCAGACGUACAAUGAUUAUAAGACAACAGGAGAGGAACGACUCAAAGAGACGCUUCGUUUGAUCCAAACACAACUGAACUGCUGUGGUCCAAAUGGUAUGGCUGUUGAAACUGAAAAGGAUACUUGUCCACGUGGAGAGCCACUUGAGGAGCUCAUUGUUAAGAGCUGUCCCGAUGUUAUUGAGGACAUGUUUAACUCUAAGUUACACAUUAUUGGAGGAGUAGGCAUCACCAUAGGGGUUGUCAUGGUGUUCGGCAUGAUCUUCAGCAUGCUGCUGUGCUGCGCCAUAAGGAAGUCCAGGGAGGUGGUGUGACGCCAAUCUGAUGAUCUUCUGUAAAUUUGCAUGAUGUCAUUCCCAGUUACAUGACUCUCUACUGCCAACAGAAACACUGCUUGUUUGAGGAGGUUAACCUACGCUUGCCCUGGGUGCAGAUAUUUAUAACUACGGAGAAUGUGAAGGUAGCAUCGUGCUGUGCUGAGUUUUUAAUGAUAUCUUUUUGAAUAUGCAGAUUUUGCUCGCUUUGAGAACGCUUAUUAUGGAAAAGCCCAGCAGAAAAAAAAACAUCUAAAUUAGAUAAUAAUGUAUAAACUAUAAAACUAGUGUCUAAAAUCUGGUUCUAUAAAAGUUUAACAAGACAGCAAAACAUAUGGAUCCAAUGCAAGUUAAAUAGAAAAGUACAUUAUUGAAAAUAUUAAUUACCAAUAUUAAAGUUGAUAAUGCCUUUUGAUUAUAUUUAUGUUGGAAAAUGACAGAUUGGCUGAGGAAAAUGAGGUAAAAUCAUGGUCAAAUUUUGGAACACUGGUCUGUUUUUGAUGUUUCAGAUUUGAAAGUUUUACAGCCACACAAAGUCCAUCCGUUGCAUCCUACAGCACACUGAGUUACAGAAAUGUAGAAAAGGUCCAUUCAUUCCAUGAAAGUGCAAAACAGCUUUUCAUUUAUUACCAUCACAAUCUCUCCUGUUAUUAACAAUAGUCUCAACAUCCUUAAAACCAACAAAACCAAAGAUUUAUUCAGAUUACAAAAAUGUGUUUCUUCAUUAAAGCAGACCUCAUGCCCAAACUUGCAGCCCAGCAUCACCUUCACAUUCUCUGUGAGCGGGAGUAAAACUUCAGUUAUGAUUGUGCUGCUGAUACAGAUGUCAUGUUGUUACUCAGCCCAUAUAAAACGGGUGUCAUCAGCUUCAGAGGCAGUGUUGUGCUGAAAACGUGUUAUUUUGUGAUCAUUUUACUGAAAUGAGCUAUUGUGAGAUUCUAACUUUCCCAGCAUCUUGUAUUGAUCACAUUCAAUCGUUAUCACUUGCAUCACGGUGACAAGAAGCCAAAUGAAUACCAAGCUCAGAAUUUUACACUGACUGUAGUUUAAACAAGUUUGGGAUGAGUAGCACCGUUAUUCCCACAGUGUGAUGCCAUUUUUUCUUAUCCCUCUUAGUCUGAAACUUUUUUUUCCACAUUUUGUACUCAUUUUUUUGUAUGUUUUCUAAUGGUUGCUGUUUAUAUGGUACAUGCAGAUUAAUAUUGUAUUUUGUAAUGUUCUGUUAAUUUGAUAGAUUGGGUUUGUUUAUUGCACUGUUUCACAGAGUCAGAUGUUAACAAGAACCAAAUAAAGUAAACUGUAUUACGUUGA
This is a messenger RNA of Nothobranchius furzeri (turquoise killifish), 3610 nucleotides long. Its product is annotated as CD9 antigen. NCBI's taxonomy places the organism in Eukaryota, Metazoa, Chordata, Actinopteri, Cyprinodontiformes, Nothobranchiidae. Gene Ontology annotation, cellular component: plasma membrane. The record is from RefSeq and is a predicted model, not a curated record.